CCGAAUCAGUCUACAGAAAACGCGUACGUGGUGCAGAAGUAGCCGCGGGUGGCUACCACAGCGUCGUUUUGGACUUGUCGGCAUGAUCAAUUAAGUGUAACGCCCCGUACAAGUUCUGUAAGUUUCCAGCUGCAACAAAAUCAAUCCAAAUUCACGAGAAGCAAAUGAAAGCCAAACAAAUGCAAAUAGCAAUCUGCCGAUUUAGUGUGUCCAAAGUGUUGGAAAUAAGUGACAAAACCCGAGGAUUUGAAAGCCAAUAACAAUCAAAAAGUGGUGGCAACACAAACAUAUAAAAUCAAGGAUAACCAAGCUUAUUUUGUAUUUUUAUAAGCAUAAACGCUGUGCAAAAAAAACCCAAUAAGUGCUUUAAACUCUAACAAACUACUUAAGUAUUAAAUAAUUACAAAUUUUGAUACUAGCCCAAAACAUGCCUUAUUCAAGGAGUUUUCUUUCGCUGCGCGCAUAUUAUCGCAAAACGUUACGCUUAGGAUUAAAGAUGCUCUCUCUGGCCAGAGACAUUGUGAGUCCCAGCUACGAAAACUGUAACCCAACAUAAUCCGUGUACCGGAUUAAUAUCAUCCAAAAUGGCUGCAUCCAUAUAUGCCACCCCACCGCCAGAUCUGAGCAGCGAGGACACUGCUCUCUCCGACGUCUCCAACUCAUCGACACUCAACACGAACAGGAACAACCACACCAGCGGCGACAACAGCAACAAUCCACAUGAAGCCGCAGGAGCAACACCCACAGCCACGUCAGCCACAACCAGAGGAGCAACAGGAGCAGGGGGAGUGGACAGCUCUUCACCCGUCGCCCAUUUGGUGCCGGCAAUGGAGCUGGAACUGGAGCCGAAGCCAGCGGGAAGCGGAGCAAAUGAGGCGGACCAAUUGGAGGAGGCGGCGGAGCAUGGGCGCAAGGAUGUGGAUGCGGAGGAGGAGGCUGGAGAUGCCAACAUGGCCACCAUGGCGGCAGCCAUGCAGCUGCAGAUCCUGGAGGCCCUGAGUGAUGCGGCCAAGAAGCGUCGCAAGCAGCACAAUCCCAGUCGCUUGGAAGCCCUCAAUUUGAGUGGAGAAUCCGCUGGUGAAGUGGGUCAAAAGAAUGCAGACUCCUCCACCGUGGACUUCGAGGAGAAGUUGUCGAAGAUGUUCCUACCCAAGUCGAUUGAGCAGCUAAAGGAGACCUUCGAAAUGCUGCAGCACCAGAAACAAGCGGAGGAGCAACCGGAAGCGGGAGAGGAAACGGAAGCGGAAGCCAUGGCAGACAUAUCAGAAUCCACCAAGCAGCGCGAAAACCCAUACCACACUUACUGCAAGCAGUGCGGCGAGAGUUUCGAGACCGAGUUCAAGUUGAGCCUGCACAUGCUGCAAGAUCACGGCGAGGAUAGGUCCGGCGAUCAGGAUCCCGCUGACUUCCUGGCCUCCAUCAAGGUGAAGCUGGAGCGCGCCGACAUACCCAGUCCGCAGCAGGAGCAGAAUCUGCAGCACGACCUCACCAAUGGUCAUGGCAAGGACUUGGAGCGGGAGCAGGAGCACUGGUUCCAGGCCAUGCAGGCGCAGCAUCACCCACACGGGCCACAAAUGCCGCCUGCCUUUCCCUUUCCACCAGAGGCAGCCUUGGGACCAGCUGGCUACCUGCCACUGCUCGGCAUGUCCGGGUUUCCAGGCGUGGAUGGUCUGAACCGCCCUCCACUGAGGAUCUUCAAUCCCGAGGCCUACUGCGAGCUGUGCAACAAGGAGUUCUGCAACAAGUACUUUCUGAAGACGCACAAGGCCAACAAGCACGGCAUCUUCGAUCCCGUGGGCGAGUCCAGCACCAGCAACUCCUCCAGUCACCACAAUAACAACAACAAUAGCAUCACCAGCAGUAACAACAAUAACAGUGGUCACCCCAAUCCCAGCAUGAGCCAAAUGUUCCAGCUGCAGCGGGAGGCCCAAGUGCCGAAACAGGAUCCCACACCAGCAGGCGGAGCAUCGAAUACCGUGGCCUCAGUGCACUGCGACAUCUGUUCCAAGCGUUUCACCAACAUAUUCGCCAUGCGUCGCCACCGGGCCAAGCAGCAUGAGGCACCACCAGUGGCCCAAGUUUCACCCAACUCCCAGGCACCCAUGCAAUCGCAAUCGCACAGGGGAAGUCCCAACGAGCCACCUCAGCCGGCUAUAAAGCAGGAAAUGUCACAGGAAGCGGAGAUCAAGCCGUAUCAAUUGCCCGAGGGUUUCCGCGAAGACUUCACCCUGGAGCAGGAGGAGCUGAGCUUUGUGCCGCCGCCACGAAAGUUGCCCUCCCAUCUGCAGCAGCAGGCGAAGGAUUCGAACUUCAAUCCGGACAAGCUACGUCGCCUGGGCGUCCAGUUUCCCGACUUCUUCUGCGAGCUGUGCUACCGGGAGUAUGCCAAUCGGUACUUUCUACGCACUCACAAGUGGAAGCGCCACGGUCUGUUUGUGCCACCAGAAGACUUGGCUCUACAGCCGGGUGGCAAGGAUGAAGCCCAGAUGGCGAGUGCUUGGCCCUUUAUGCCACUCAAUCUGAUGCUGGCCAAGGCAGCAGCGGCCACUAUGGAUCAGCAGGAGCAGGAACGCGAAGUGGAAGCGGAAACGGAGUCAGAGCAGCCCACUAAGAGGAUCAAGUUGGAGCAGGGACAGACACCGCCGGAGGGAUACGACGAGGACAAGCUGAAUGGUUCGGUGGUGGGCUUGCAGAAUCUGCAGAAGUUGCAGUCCAUGUUGCAGCAACUGAACGACAUCAAUGGCAAACGCCCGCUACCCUGUCAUCUGUGUGGCCAGGAGCAGGAGAAUCAGUAUACCUUGAGGGCUCACUUGAUGACCGAGCAUGCCGGCCAGAUGCAACUGCCCAUGCCCAUACCGAUUCCACUGCCCGAUCAGCAGGGCCCACAUCCCAUGGCCAGUCUGUAUCAUGCCCAGGGAAAUCCGCAAACUCCGCCGGCCCCAGGAGCCAGAUCCCCGCCAGGUUGUGAUCUGCGCUGCCAGCAGUGUGAUCGUGACUUUGCCACACCCCAGGAAUUCAAGCAACAUAUCGCCGAGGUGCACUUGGGCAGAAACGGAGGGCUGAGCGGAAGUCCGCUGCGCGAGGGUUUCUUCACACCCGAACGCCCAGUGGCGCCGUCAGCGGGCGGACCCGGAACCCCAGCCGCUCCCGCUGGAAAUCGUCCACCUUAUACCCUAACACCCACGAGCAGCUACUGUGAGAUUUGCAACAAGGAGCUGUGCAACAAGUACUUCAUGAAGACGCACAUGCAGCGGAUGCACGGCAUCGAGAUCGAGAAUGGCGCCCAGAUCGGUGGCGUGGUGUGCAACAUAUGCAACAAGGAGCUGUGCAGCAAGUACUUCCUGCGCGUGCACAAGCACAACACCCAUGGCAUCAUCGAGGAGGGAUCCCCACUGCCACAACCAAGGGGUCAGAAUGGAGUCAAACUGGACGCAGCCGCCGCAGCAGCAGCAUCAGCAUCACAGCCAUCGCAAGCGCAGCAGGAUCAGGACCUCAAUGUCUCACCACCCACGGUGGAGGGCAGUGGCGGCAAUUCAUCCAACUCUGCCCACGAGGUGUGCCCACUCUGCUCUCGCCAAUUCCGCAGCUUCAAGUGGCUGCGAUCGCAUCUGAUGAACGAACACGGAACCGCCGGCGUGGAACGCCUCCGGGAAAUGGAAACUACCCAGUCCUCGACGCGCAGCAAGCCCAACAGUCCCACGCUCAAGAUUCCCAACGGAAGUGGCAGCAACCCAGGAGCUGCGGGUGCCGGAGCCGGAAAUACCGCUCCCAAUCUCGCCCAGGCACUGCAAAAUCUCAAUGCCCAGCAUCUCUUUGGCCAAAUGCAACAGCAGCAGAUGCCCAAGAUGCCGCCGCUUCCAUUGCCCGCAAUGUUUGGCGAACAGGCGGCCAGGUUCAAGGAGUACCAGUGCUCACUGUGUCCCUUUACCACGCCCUACUACGCCUUCUUGUUCAUCCACGAGCGAUCGCAUGCUCUGCUCAACAACGGCGGUGAGGGCAUGGAGUUGCCCAUGGAGACGCCGCCACCACAACCCACUAGAAGUUCGGGUAAAUCACGCAGCAAGUCCAACAAAUCCGUGGUGGCACCUCCGCCUAGCAAGUCCGAGGAAUCAGAGCCCCUUCUGGAGCCCACCAAUCUCAGCACCUCAGCGCCCAAGGUCGCAUCUCGUUCGCCCUCAACUGGGGCAGGAUCUCCUCCCGCCUCCUCUCCAAAGGCAACCAGCUCAACUUCGCCCAAGAUUCAACGCCGUCGAUCCACCUCCAAGCCACCAACGACGCCAAAUGCACUGGGCAGCACAACUGGCGGCCAUCGGUCGGCGGCCACCUCGCCCUUUGAGGGCUGCGGGGAUUUGGCCAACGGCACUGGCAAGCCGGCCAGCUAUGCCCAGCCGGAUGGGGCAGAGGAAGCAUAUCAGAUGCAGGCCUUCCACCUGCAGCCCGCCGACGCGGACUCCGAGAUGCAGUUCGCACCUGCCCUGGUGUACCUGCCCGUCCGCGUUCGCGCUUCGGAGUCGGCCACGCUCAGCUUCCGGCUAACACCUGCCUAAAGGUGCCACAUGUAACAGGUAUAGUGUUGCCAGCGUAAGUUCAACCCAUAGAAACCAAAACAAAGAAGCCCCACAAAGUCACGGGAUUGGGACACUCUAAAGAAACUUUUGCUCUUUUAAAUCAAUUUCUGUCUUAAACUCCAAGAUAUGCAAUGUACUUUCAGCGUUUUUAAGAUGAAAGCAAAUCCAUGAGUGUUCCGAUCCCAGGUACUCCCACAUCCCCCACUAAAUAGUUAAGCAAACGAAGUUAGGAACUUGAAAAAGACAAAAUAGUGGAACUACAAAAGACUGAGUGCGCAUAUUAGUUGAGCUCAUUAUUAAUCUUAAAUAUAUACAAAAUCCAUAACACAACAUAACAUAACGAUCAAUAUCUAAGCCCGAAAUCGAGCCCAAAAGUCGACCAUGUCCAACAUGGCGCUGAUCAAAUCUACAGCCUAUAAAAUACAAGAAGAACAAGUCCGUUUUAGCUGGCAGCACUGUGCUAAUCAUCAAAAUAAGAUAUAUACAUAAAUAUAUAUAUUUUGAUAGAUGCAUGACAGAGCAUUAACCAUAACAUACCGCAACCUAUAACAUAUAUCUCUAGUGAUUAACUAUCAAAGUUCCUAUGCGUAAUAGUAAUCUAUCGCAAACGAGUUGCAGAAGAUGAGAGAAGAGGUGAGAAGAGAGGAGACGAGAUGGUCAGAGGAAUCUAAAUACGUACAUAGAUUAGGCGAGGGGAAGGCAGAGAGUGGAGGGUCCAUACCCAUUCAAGGAAGUACCAUAUAUACCACUUAGAAGGAAUAUAUAUCGUAGUAGCGGCAUAAAAUCAAAAUUACAAUUAUACAUUUCUCAACUAGAUACGAGGUGGGUUUGUCGUGCUUAGAUUAGGACUAAUCGGUCGCGGGGAUCGAAACAUAUAUAUGGCAUAUGUAUGGCGUAUUAAAAAUGCUAUGGUAAAGCUUCAGCACAAACAAAUUGCUCAAAAUCAAAAUCAAAAUGAAAACCUUUAUAGCGAAGACUACACAUUUAGGAUGUUUUUAAAAAAUGGCCCUGGAGAGCUUCACUUCCUUUAAAUAUUCCCUAGAACACACUCUUACAUUAGCCGUAUCUGAAGCAAGUUAUAUCCAAGGAAAUGUCUUCACUAAAGCAUAAUAAUUCCAGCGCACAAUGUGUACAUAUAAAGUUGUUAAAGAUAACACCAUGAAAGUUCAGAUUUUGGGUAGUCAGAUAGAUGAAGGGAAAUCCAACGCCAGAAGGUAAAAUUUAAGAACAUUUAAACAACUCAGGGCAAAAGUACAAUGACCAUUAGUACUUUUUUAUACAAACAUAUUUAGAGAAACUAAAAAAACCAAAAACCAAAAGCAUACGCAAGUAAAAUAUUACCAUAAUAAUAAAUUAAAUAUAUUAUGAAACGUUAAAAAAAUAACAAGAAUGCUACCUCAGACGGACUUGAAAACAAUAAUUUAAAUAAAAUGAAUUUAUAAAGAAAAUCUACGAUACCAAUGAAACCCUUCAAGCUAAAUCUAAUUUCAUGUAGUUACAAGACUUUACCUCAAACAGAAUUACACUUUACUUUAUUCACCAUACUUUAUUCUAAUAUAUAUCCUAUGAUUUAUUUAUCCAUUAUGCAUUCUAAGUUAAAACAUUCCAAAGACAAGAACUAGUCGCAUAAACGAAAACCAAACCAUUCUAGUCAAACGGUUAAGAUAAAAAUAGUUUUAAAUAUAAAACAGGAAGCCAAAACAGAUCCAUUAACUCUUCAGUUUUGGGUGACGAUUCUCGCAGAUUAUUUUUUAGUGUUUAAGAAUUUGUUCUUUGGCGAGAAGAGUUUCCCAAAAUGAGUUGAUUGCUCCGUAAAGAAUUUGGGUCGGCGAAGAACUAUUUGCUAUAUUCAAAAUUUCCUCUUUUAAAAACGUGUGUUUUUUAAAAUGCUGCGUGCCUUUUAGCAAAUACUUCGCCGAGUCCACAGCACCAAAAAAUUUGAAUUAAAACUGCAAAAUCGAAAUGAAAUUCUACAAAUAUAUAGAUCGUAAAGAAACAUUUUAUUUUCACUUAUUUCUUAGUUCUUAUAUCUUACUUUAACUGUGUACAUAUGUAUCGAAUAAAUGUCAUGCAAUUUAUAUUUGUUAAACUUGAGUUUCUUUUAUUAUUUCGAUGUUGAUUUCUGAUAUCCCUAUUUGUAAGCCAUCGCAUGUACUUUUUUAUAACCCUGAUUGAAGUGUGCCAGCCUCGAGUCCAAGGUCUUAAAAAUCUGUAUCUUGAACUUAUCGCCUGCGAAGUUGUCGCCGAUAGGGGAAGACCCUCUCCUUUGUUUCGUUUUAUAUUUUGGAAAUCGUUCCCAUAGGGGACCUUCAUUUUCCGGGGUGUGAUAUGCUGGUCCAACGCCUUCGCGACUUCAAUUAUUAAAUUGCCAUUUGGUUCAAUUUGUCAACAAUGGCUUGAGAGCCUAUCUGCGACUUGUUAAUCAUUUUAAAAAACUCGCAAGCAGCUGCCUUCCCAUUCCUUCCUCUUUCUUUUAAAUGCAACCGAAAACAGCACCCUCAUAAAAAAUUGGAAAAUAUACAAAAAAAAAAACAUAAUAAGUGAAACUGUUUCCGGCUUUGGGUCAGGCCUUGACCAACCCCCUGAUUAGAAUGUUUGCAUUAAAAAAUACAUCUGUAUGAAUGGCUAUAUUCCGUUGGAAAAAACCGAACACCGAACACCGAAAAGUACGAUAACAAAAACCCAGCAUGGUCAUGUGAGGGUCAAGUUGGAGGGUCGGGUCAGCAGCUGCAGUUGUUCGAGUUUUCAAAAAAAAAAAAAAGUUCCUAAGCCGGAAUCCAAAUCGAUAUUGCCAUGGUUAUUGAUUUAAUGCAGCCACCCUGUGGGACGCGAAUCUCGCCAGUUUUGGCAGUUAAUUAUUUGUCACGUGUCCAUGCAAAUUUCUUUCCAUUGAUUACGGCCAGAUAUUCGAUACUUUUCCGACUGCCGACUGCGGACUUUCCUGCAGUGCAAUUAAAGAUUGACUCGGGCAACAACCACCCGGUUGGCCAGGGGAUGGUAGGCAAAUUUCAUAAAUAUAUACAUUUUUCCGCGAUUUUCCCCGAAAUGUUUUCUAUUGAAUUUUUAUGGCAAUUUGGGAAAAUCUGUCGCCCGGAAUUUUUGAAGGGCGCAAACAAUUGUGCAAAUGACCAAAGGCAGCGCUACCCCAUGGUGCAUUUGCAUCGAUUUAAGGGUGACCGCCGCUAUUUGCAUGUUUAAAAAGGAACUGGAAAAAUUGCAAUUUAUAUAAAAAUAAAAUGAAAAGAAGAGAGAAAAAAUGGCAAGUGCCAGGGUGAUUUGGCAGCCACCCCAUGCAAAUUCUUUGUUUCCGUUGGACUCGGGUUUUUGGCAAUAGUUCACCAUUAUUUUUAUUUCCUUACAUUUCGGCAUGACUGCAACCCCCACUCGGCAGAGCGCACAAACUAAAAACAAAAAUUGACAAGGAUAUGUUUUCUUAAUCUAAAGCUAAAUAAAUUUUACAACACAAAACCCAAAAACAACUUGCAACGUACCUUGAGCAUAAAUCAAAAUUUUGUAUGACCUUCGGUAGGGUCACGCUGCAAAAUGCAAAAACCACAAGAAAAUCAAAAAUACAAUUUUAAUAGCGCUAAGCAAGAAAAAUCAACAAAAAUCAAAAAUUACUUUCUUUAUAAAUAUUUUAGUUGUAGGCUUAAGUCAAAGCAACAAAAUGCAUUGAAAAAUUAUUAAUUAAUUGAUGUUGAAGUUGAAGUUGGAACAAGAGAAGAAAAUGGAGAUAAAUGCAACACAAAGACGUGAGAGCGCAAAUCAAAAGCCACGAGCAAAAAAUCAAACAAAAUUAAAUUUAAAUUAAAUAUAAAAAGAAAACCCAAGAAAAUAACAUUUAUUUAGCAAUUGGCAAAUGUAUGAGAUAUAUACACUUAUAUAUCGAUAUAUAUAUAUAUUACUUAAACCUAAACAAUUUUACUUUGUUAUUAUGUAAAACUAUGUGUGAGUAAAAUUAAAGAAGAUAUGAUGGAAAAUCGAACAAAAUAAUUUAUAUUAUAUGUGAAAUAUGAAAUGUGAAAGAGCAAAGAAUCAAAAACGGUGGAGAAGCAAACAUUUUUCAUUUCAUUGUAAGUGAGCAUUUAUCAAAAUUGUAUGUGUUUUAAAUUGAUUAUAUUGAAUAUAUAUACAAAUACAUAUAAAUAAAUUUAAAA
Drosophila yakuba is the source of this 8725-nucleotide messenger RNA. RefSeq lists its product as uncharacterized. The record is from RefSeq and is a predicted model, not a curated record. The transcript is spliced from 2 exons. The coding region runs from base 585 to 4547 and encodes 1320 amino acids. Lineage: Eukaryota; Metazoa; Arthropoda; Insecta; Diptera; Drosophilidae.